AUACCAGAGGCACCGCUAUUUUUCCCCUCUCUCCAUAACCUCACUCUCGGUAUUUUCAUUUUUCUAAUUUCCUCCUUUAAGUAAUAAAACAUGACUGCAAUUACAAAAAUUACUAGUAAUAAAAUAUUCGGCGGUACUCAAAAAGUAUUCGCACAUGAUUCGAAAGAAUUAGGAUGCAGUAUGAGAUUUGCCAUUUUCAUACCGCCACAAUGUGACCAAGGCAAAGCGCCUGUAAUUUAUUGGCUAUCCGGGCUAGAAUGCACCGAAGCGAAUUGCAUACAAAAGUCUGGGAUACAGAGACAUGCUGCUGAGCACGGUGUUAUAAUUGUCUGUCCAGAUACUUCACCUCGUGGGUUGAAUCUGCCUGGGGAAAAGGAUUCGUGGGAUUUUGGGGAAGGAGCAGGGUUUUAUUUGGAUGCCACAGAAGCGCCGUGGAAUAAAAACUAUCGCAUGUACAGUUAUGUAACAUCCGAAUUGAUCGAUGUGGUUAAUGCUAAUUUUCCCGUUAUUCCUGGAAAGCAGUCGAUUAUGGGACAUAGUAUGGGAGGACACGGUGCUCUGGUUUGUGCAUUGAAGAAUCCUACUUUAUAUAAAUCCGUCUCCGCAUUUGCACCAAUAUGUAACCCUAGUCAAGGUGCAUGGGGUAAAAAAGCAUUGGAGGGGUAUUUGGGGCCACAGAGUAAGGGUUUGUGGUCGCAGUGGGACGCAACAGAAUUGGUAAAAUCCUUCAAAGGAGACCCUAUGGAACUAUUUAUUGACCAGGGUACUGCUGACCAAUUUUUAAGUCAGUUGUUGCCAGAAAAUUUAAUAAACACUUGCAAAGAUACUCAAAUGCCCACAAUAUUGAAGAUGAGGGAAGGUUACGAUCACAGUUAUUAUUAUAUAGCUACAUUCAUCGGGGAGCAUGUCGCAUAUCACGCUCAGCAUCUCUGCAAUUAACUCUUGUAAUAUAAAUAACUAUAACGGAUUUUGUAAUAUGAAUAAAAUACUAUAUAAAACAA
Photinus pyralis (common eastern firefly) is the source of this 1001-nucleotide messenger RNA. Its product is annotated as S-formylglutathione hydrolase. Lineage: Eukaryota; Metazoa; Arthropoda; Insecta; Coleoptera; Lampyridae. The record is from RefSeq and is a predicted model, not a curated record. Gene Ontology annotation, cellular component: cytosol. The coding region runs from base 91 to 939 and encodes 282 amino acids. The transcript has 4 exons. Gene Ontology annotation, molecular function: S-formylglutathione hydrolase activity. Gene Ontology annotation, biological process: formaldehyde catabolic process.